This is a messenger RNA of Chenopodium quinoa (quinoa), 1219 nucleotides long. Its product is annotated as 50S ribosomal protein L21, chloroplastic-like. Gene Ontology annotation, cellular component: ribosome. The coding region runs from base 127 to 888 and encodes 253 amino acids. Gene Ontology annotation, molecular function: structural constituent of ribosome; RNA binding. NCBI's taxonomy places the organism in Eukaryota, Viridiplantae, Streptophyta, Magnoliopsida, Caryophyllales, Amaranthaceae. The record is from RefSeq and is a predicted model, not a curated record. The transcript is spliced from 5 exons. Gene Ontology annotation, biological process: translation.
ACGAAGGGCUAUAAUUGUCAUUUGAGCCAAACUGGAUAGGAUAGAGUGAUAAACCCCCGAUUCCAGAAGAAAGGAAGACGAAGGAUAGAAGUUCUCUCUCUCACAGAGUAUAGAGUUGAACCAUCAAUGGCGUCUGCCUUCUCUGCAACUUUGGCAUUUUCAUGCGCAACUCUUAAACCCAAUCAAAACCCACUUUCUUUGAAUGUUCCUCUUUCUAAACCCUUUUCAAGCUUCGUUUCACCCCUUUCUCUUUCUCCUCAAAAACUCUCACUUUUCACUGUUGCAGCCAAAAGACGCAGAUUGCCUGAAAUCCCAGAAGAAUUGAAGGAUGAAUAUGAAAAAAUGAGGGAUGAAUUUGAAGAAUUCAAAAGACCCCCUAAUCAAAAACCUCAACUUUCUGAUAUUUUGCCUGAAGAUUUUCAACCUCCUGAGCCUGGUUCUCCUGAAUACGAAGCAAUUCUUGAGAAAUAUCUGCCCAAAAGACAACCUCCUCCUCCUCGUGAAGAGAUUUUUGCUGUUGUUGUGGUUGGUUCUAGGCAGUACAUUGUCAUUCCUGGACGAUGGAUUUACACCCAGAGACUCAAAGGUGCUAAUGUCAAUGAUAAGAUUGUUCUGAACAAAGUUUUGCUAGUGGGAACUAAAUCUAGCACCUACAUAGGAAUGCCCAUCGUCACAAAUGCUGCAGUACAUGCUGUUGUAGAAGAACAGUUGCUUGAUGACAAAGUUAUUGUCUUCAAAUAUAAGAAGAAGAAGAACUACAGACGAAAUAUUGGUCAUAGACAGCCCAUCACUCGUAUUAAGAUAACAGGAAUCACUGGUUAUGAAGAUUACCCAGCUUCUACUCUAGAAGCAGAAGCAGAGGCAAAGGCAGAGGCUGUUUCAAGCUAAGUAACAAAUCUGCUGCAUAUUGCCCUUUUUUGUGUUUUUUAUUCCACCAGUAGGUUUUUGAUUCUUGCGGUGUCAUCUUUUUGCCAAAGUUAGGCUGUUUGUAAGGUUUAAUUUGAUAGGAUCGAUAUUGGAAGAACUAUCGUUGGCCAGAGUUUGCUGUAUAUUUCUCCAACUGAAGGAGCAUAAUGUAAAUUAAUGCAUCCAAAUGAAAGUUUUAAAUUUUGCAGUGAAGGCUUCAAUACUGUAGAGCUGAUCAUGUAAGCCCGAAGCAAUUUGUUUGAUUUAGACUCGGUUUGGAACCCAGCUGAUUGACUGGGCAUUUAUUUGGUGG